Molecule: messenger RNA, 1497 nt
Organism: Penicillium roqueforti
Lineage: Eukaryota; Fungi; Ascomycota; Eurotiomycetes; Eurotiales; Aspergillaceae
Product: RING-H2 finger protein
Exons: 4
Coding region: 1-1497 (498 amino acids)
Source: RefSeq, a predicted model, not a curated record
AUGGGACUGUUUCUUUUCUUUCUCCUGUUCUUCUCAGUCCAGGCUGAGGUUGUUUCGCUACCAUCAAAUACCACCGUCCGGAUCCAAUCCACCGGGUUUCGCAUUGAGGGAAGCACUCUGACUGGUCAGAAUCUGGUCCCCUUAACCAACUCGCUGAUUCAAUCAACCGACGACAAACUCAAGGCCUUUAAUGUGUCCGGCGUUGUCACUCGAGUCAUCCCCAGCAAUUCGCUCGACUUGAAGAGCUCGCAGAUCGCUUUCAUAUCUUGCGACCAGGACGAGUAUACCGGGAAUAUCCGCGUUGGCCAGACAAUUGAAUACGUCACCUCUGGAUCCGCUGCCAUUCUACUAUACAGCAAAACAGCUAUCGGCUGCAAUCUCACCUCCAAUGAUCCGAUUGCUAACCGGUAUCCCAACAUCUUUACUUUCACCAGCCAAGGCGGCUACUCUGCACUACUCCGUGCUUUCGAUAACACAACAACGAUCAGCAUCGUCUCAAUGUCGUACCUCUCUGGUGUCCCAUCCGACAGUGAUUCCGGUGGUACGGGCGACAGCCCGAACACUGCGAUGAUCAUCCUGUACAGCAUCACCGGUAUCAUCACGGCCCUGUUCCUGGGCAUCAUUAUCACGGGUGCAGUCCGUGCUCAUCGCCACCCCGAGCGAUACGGCCCUCGCCGGAUUGCCGGGCGAGUCCGGCAAAGUCGAGCCCGAGGUAUAGCUCGAGCCAUGUUAGACACGAUACCGGUCGUCAAGUUUGAUGAAAAAAAUGAUGACGUCGAGGCGGCCAAAAGAGAUGUCGAGAUGACCAUAAGCCCUGAGGAUCGCGAGCACUCCGAGCCUCAGGCCGAUGGUCACACGGAGAUAUCGACCCUCCACGAAUCCGAAAUGCCAACCCCAGACGAUAAUGAGCGCCCCACCCCCACAGCCCCCGAAGCCAAGACCGAGGUGCAUGACGGAGGUAACUUCUCGUGUCCGAUUUGCACGGAUGACUUUGUCAAGGGCCAAGACCUACGUGUACUACCUUGUAAUCACCAAUUCCACGUGGAAUGCAUUGACCCGUGGUUAAUGAACGUGUCCGGCACAUGUCCACUCUGCCGCAUCGACCUGAACCCACCCCAACCCGAGAAUCCAGAGGAAGAGAACGCCGACCAACCCGGUCAACCCGCAGAAGGCGGACCAAACCAAACAGCGGAAGAAGCCCACCGCCAUACUCACCGUCGUCUCACCAACUACCUCCACGGCCCCCUCAACGCCCGACGAAUGCGCGAUGCCACCGUCGAGGAGCGUCUCGCCGCGCUCCGACACGUCCGCGAAGCAAGCCAAGGGGAACCUGCGCCCGAAGGAGAAGCACACCGUGGCCUGACUACCCGACUCCGCGAUCGCUUCCGCAUCCGAACCCGCGCCCACGGUGCUGAGGCUGAGACACCCGCGGACGCCGACACUGCGCCUUCUCCGGCGGCUCCAGCGACCGUCCAUCUCACGCCGUCUACUGCAUGA